AUGGCAGAGAAGGAAGGAGGAAUUGUCAAGAAGGGUCACCAAGAGGGGACAAAAAUGUCAGUUGCUCUUCUGGAAGAGUUCGGACUCCCAUCGGGACUGCUCCCUCUCGCUGAUGUGAUCGAGGUCGGUUUUGUGAGGAGCACCGGGUACAUGUGGAUCCUGCAAAAAGAAGAAAGUAGAACACAACUUCAGAUGAUAAGCAAGCUUGUGAGUUACGACACUGAAAUAACUGGUUAUGUGGAGAAGAAACAGAUCAAGAAGCUCAAAGGAGUCAAGGCCAAGGAGCUCGUGCUAUGGCCUCCAGUCAACCAGAUAACCAUCGAUGACCCACCCACCGGAAAGAUUCACUUCAAGAGUCUUGCUGGAAUCACCAAGACUUUUCCGGUUGAGGCAUUUGCUGCUGGGCUGAUACAAUGGCAGAAGACACAAGCUUGGAACUAUACAACUUUCCUUGGAAAUGGGAUGGACAAUAGGCUACUUGCUUCCCUGAGAGCACCGAGAACUAAUUCGACCUUGCAAGCAUGUCAGAUAGUAAGCCGAAGGCUAAUAUCUGAGGGUAAGCCUUUAGUGCGUAGGUGCAGAAGUGCGUCAGUGCGCAAAGCCGUAGUCCUUCUUGUUCUUGGCAAUGGCUUGUUAGGUGCGGUGCCUUAA
Messenger RNA from Ilex paraguariensis (yerba mate), 651 nucleotides. NCBI's taxonomy places the organism in Eukaryota, Viridiplantae, Streptophyta, Magnoliopsida, Aquifoliales, Aquifoliaceae. The record is from the annotation of a GenBank genome assembly.